AUGGCAAAAAUCUCUUUUGUACUUCUCGUCGUCGCCCUUAUUGUCUUUCUACAUGUCUCUGAGGCUCAUCGUUCGAUAAAUUCCAACGAAUUAGUACUAGAAAACAACCUGAAUGAAGCCAAGGGCUUGAUCGAAGAGGAGUUGAAGAAAACGGAAAAGAACAUUCAGAAGUUGGAAACCGAUGUGAGUAUAUUAAGCAAAUCUGAGAUAAUGUUGAAGAAACUCGAAGAAGCUUACAAAAAUGGUAAGAGUAUAGAGCCUUUCAGAAAAAAUCUCAAGGCAUCCGACGAUAAGAUCGAGCAAGAGCCAGAAGAAGUGAGAUACAUUUCCAUAAUUAAAUGCAUUUUGAAGGAUUUAGGAUUAAACGGAGGGAGAUGUUGA
Raphanus sativus (radish) is the source of this 381-nucleotide messenger RNA. RefSeq lists its product as uncharacterized. The record is from RefSeq and is a predicted model, not a curated record. Bases 1 to 381 code for a protein of 126 amino acids. Lineage: Eukaryota; Viridiplantae; Streptophyta; Magnoliopsida; Brassicales; Brassicaceae. The transcript has a single exon.